UUAUCUCGUUCGACGCUGGCCAAAGAUAUGACUACGUAUUUAGGAGCAAUGAAAUAUAUAUGCCCGCGUCCAUCAUCGCCACACUGUUGGAACUUUUUUGUCCCGCCAUCUUGGCGGCGCGAGAAGGAGGUGGAACUUCUUCUAAUAUCCGAGUAAAAAUGGUAGAAGGAAAAACCACGAUGAAUCCGGGAGAUGUCCAUGAUGCAUGCUGUGAUGCAAGCUGCAACAGUCGACAGCGGUCGUCGACAGCAAGACUACUUACUAGAACUAGAACGAAGGGCCCCUGGAGGAGAUUUGGAGCUUCUCCAGAAGAACCAGAACGAAAGUCGCGGUUUGGAGCGUGCUGGAUGCUCUUGUGCCUUCUGCUCCUUGCGGCCACUACUUCUUUAGGCCAGACAAGGGAAGCUUCGUUGGGUCCAGAAUUGGACGACGAUGAGAAAGGCAUCCUGAUUCUGGAUUGGCAUUAUUUGGUGAAGACGGGGAUUGCCCAGGUCAGGCAGUAUGCUGAAAAAAAGCUUAUGGCAUCUCCUGAAGAUGUUAUUUUUUGAGGAAUAAGAAUAGGAUUAACAUGAGAAGGACAACGAGGAGUACGACAGGUCCUCGAACGGUAGACGCAAGAGACGCAAGAACCUCGAUUCUAAUAUCGGGGAAAGCAAAACGAAGACAGAUCUCGAUCUGCUUGGAUCGCCAAAAAAAGGCGUAGCACCUGGUCAGUGGAAUGGGAGUGCGGAUGCACAAGAAGUGUCUGUGACUUUAUUCAUGGAGGAUUUGUAUGCCUUGCGCGACUUGAGUCCUGGGAUGCGUCGCUACUUUCCUGACUAUUGUAGACGAGGAGCGAAAGCAGAUACUGUCUCGAAUCUUACUUAAGGGUUGUAAGUUGACCGAUCUAAGCGCAUGUCUGUGGCUCCUUCAAGAAGGAGGAAAGUCUAAAAUCUGCAUGAUAUAGAAGUGGUCUAUCUCUAUGACCUGCUUUUUUCUAAGAGGGGAAUCUUCAAGGAAUAUGUAUCAUACAACAUAUGCGACGAGCUAUGUGGGUCAAUUUGUUACAACCCCUAACGUACUCCAAAAACAAGGCACUUCGGUAAUGUCAGCCUCGAAUGGGUAGAGGAGGAGCAAUACUGGUGUCCGGUCGAAAAUUCGGUGCAAGUUAAGAAUCAACUAAGCGUCAAUAUCAAAUGGUGAUGAUCUUGAUCACCUCCCCAGUUUUGAUCAUUAGCAUUAGCGUUAUAUAUUUAGUAUGUACCUACUGUUCGCGAUCGCGAAGCGAGUACUAUCAGUUUAUUUCCUUUUUGUUGCAUUCUUUUCUCUUCUAUCUCUCCCUCUGGGGCCGUUAAUUAUAUCUACGUACUGCCUAAUUUAUUAUAUUGCUCGAAGUAGUAGACCAAAAUAUUAUCGGUAUCACAAAUAGCUCUCCUGUGGCUUUUCUAACAAAAGUGUCCUUUACGGUGCUCUUCGUCAAGCCGAGUGGACCGAGAAACGGCAUGCAUUAGCGACGGAUUAUGUAUGACGCCACUCAUUGAGAACCUCCCAAGCUAUCGGGGAAUGUCGUUCCUAAGUAAGAAGGCGAGGGGGGAACGACAUUCCCAUAUCUUCGACAUUCUCUCUCCAGUGAGUAAUUGAGUAAAGCAUUCAGAUUACCGCGAUUUUUUCUCGGAGUAUCGUGUGUGCGUGAUGUACGGAGGAAGGCAGACAGCGGCGGUUUGCUUGCUAAACGAUCUCCCGACAGUUUUCGUUCCACACCUUUCUUUGGCCCAACUCCAACGCGAAGAGGACAUGACCUUCUUUCUCUUAUGGCCUUAGGGUGUGUGUCGAAGAUGAAUCGGUCAAUCAAUCAGUUAGCCUCCGGCGCAGGGCUUUUUUUUUUUGUAGUCCAAGAACGCCGGAAGGGUGAUCCCAGUGCUGUCCGGUGUACCUCCCGCAGCUGCGACGGCCCGCUGAAACUAAAUAUACUAGAGUAGUUUAUAGACGCUGGGCGGCAACGCGGGGCACGCUGGGCGGCAACGCUGGGCACGCUGAGCGGGCGCUUGGAUAGCGCUUAGCGAGCUUGAGGGCCACACCUUGGGCAUGCCGAGCCUGCUCGGCCGAUGGAUUUACUUGCGCCGCGGGGACGCGGUGCAGCGUGUCCCGUGAGGACAAACAAAGGCGGCGCGCCGCCCUCAAGGUUCAGGGCAGCGCUGGCGCAGUGCUGCGCCAGCUUGCGCAGUAGCGGGCUGCGCGGCGCCUGCUCUGUUCAGGCUUGCACUGCGUCGCGCUGCAUUGCGCUGCUCGAUGCGUGCAAUGCUGCGCCGCUCCUGUGCACAGCGGUAAGCUCGCCAGCGUCGUUGGCCUUGGCCUACGCCAGACUAGUACUGCUGGUGGGGUUCUCAAGCGGGCGCCCGAAGGGCGCCCGGCAAUUGGAGACGCCCAGCGUGACGCUGGGCGCAGAAGUCGGCAGACCUGGCACAUUUGGUUCGCCCAGCGACCCAGUGUGCCCAGUGUGCCCAGCCCAGCCAUGUUGGGAACCCUUAUAAACUGUUCUAAUAUACAUUAACUUUUGGAAUCUAAUCUCUGACGAAGUACUUCCAAAUCCGAAGUUGCACAUGGUUUCUACCUCGUACUUCGACAUGGCAUUGCUAGACUACCUUGCCGGCAAAGAGAACUUUGUGCCGUAUCCUAUCGUGCACCUUGCUAGGGACGAACUCUUGGCGAAUGAGGACCUGCGCACAGCCUGGCAGCAUUUUCAUGGAUACAAGAAGAAAGAAGACGAAGAGGCUUUGACGUUGAUGAAGACGAAAAGCAAAAUCAUAGUUAAGGCAGCUAGAUCCUAAAGCAUCUUCAGCAACAUCCGCGCCCUCUUUUUCAAGGGGGAAAAGAAGCCAAGGAUGCCUGCAGGAAUGCGGGGACCGUGGUAGCUUUCUAAUCUUCUUCUAAUGAUAACAACAACGCAGGAGUAGAAGAAGGAGAAAUAUCACUACAACUGGAAGAAGAAAAUGGUUAUCGUAGCCUCCUAAGUGGUCUCUCGACAUCUCAAAAGCGUAAAUACGUCCUUUUCGGAGGUAGGAAAUUACCUGGUGCUCAUGGAGGUUCUGCAGGUGACCCGUGGCUGGUUUUAAGACUAAAAAGAGCUACUCCUGUUUUUACUUCUAAGCCAUCCUUAACAGGACAAGUAAGUACUUCUAUCUUCAGUACUAUGUUAAUCUGUGGCAUUCAACAGUUAAGAUAUUUUGGGAUCAUCAUUGACACGCACACGAUGAAGAGAACCUCGCGAGGAACUUCUAGUACAACAGGGUUGUGGCCGCUUGAGGUAAGAAUAGGCUGCUCUAAGAACCGAGUGGAUUUCGAUUGAGGUCGGAGAUUGGAUCCUGGCCUUGCAGGGACACCUAAGGUCGAUCUAUCGUGCUCGCAUUGCUUCGGAUCGCUGGGCUUUGCGCAGACACGGACUAAAUGCUGAAGCAAUCAUGUUCGGAUCGACUGGAGAUGAGCCACUAAUUAUAGAACAGGCCCAAACGUCGAGAAAUCAUGUACACCAUCAACAUCCUGAACUAGGUCUUUCCUCUCUCUCUAGCAAGAAUGAAGACUUGUUAUGUCGAACAGCAGCAGAGAAUUUGUGGCAGGUAAUUGCGGAUCCUACGAGAGGCAUGUUGGCCUCCGCGGCGGGCACCAGUUACCCUUGGCCAGAAUUCAACUCCUUGUCCUCGCGGAUGGUACGGCACUAAUCGACAAAAUAACCGAGUAGCCACCAGAAAUAAGCGAUUCCUGUAGUUCGUGAGUACUACCAUCUUCAAUAGUAAUGAAAAAAUGCAUAUUAGCAGAACUGUUCAGAGUAUUCUUCAUCAUCAUCGUCAUCAUCAUCAUCAUCAUCAUCGUCAUCAUCAUCAUCGUCGUCGUUAUCUUCUCACUUGAUCACGCAUUAUCUCUUUACUUGAUCAUGCAUUAUCUUCUCACUUGAUCACGCAUUAUCGUCGUCGUUAUCUUCUCACUUGAUCACGCAUUAUCUCUUUACUUGAUCAUGCAUUAUCUUCUCACUUGAUCACGCAUUAUCUUCUUACUUGAUCAUUAUGUACUUACUUGAUCACGACUACCUUUUUACUUCGUCAUCUUCUUGCCAUAAAGAUAGAAAGCAUAAACAAGAAGAGCUUGCUCUUCCUUCGACCUCUCCACCUUCUAGCAAAGUAGUUUAUAGCACGCAUGGAGUAGCAUGGAGCGCAUGGGGCGCAAAUCCAUAAGGGACGCAAGAGUCGCCUCCUUUAGCGAUCCAUGCAGCUCCAUGCGAUCCAUGCACUCCAUGCCAUGCGAGCCGGGAAACCUUGCAGGUUAUGCUGUCCGCUACAUCAUCAUCAUCGUCGUCAUUUUUCGAAAAAGCGUGAUCUUCUUUCUUCUCUGUGUUUCACAAGUAUCUAGGUUCUCUGCAAUCCCCCUUCAGUUCUGCAAUCCACCGUCAUCUUCUAACAAGCUUACGUUGGAUCCAAAAAGAGGCCGCCACCUUGGAAGACGAAAGGGACCCCGCUUCUUGGGAGAAGCUCCUAGUCGACAAGAUAGGUCCCCCGGAAGCUUUCCGAUUGUGUCGAGAGUAUUGGGAAGGUCUCACAGUAGGAUGGACGGCACAUCUGGACGACAAGCACAACUCAAACUCCAAAGCUUUGCUAUCUAAAAAGACUGAGAUGAAAAGGACGAAUCAUAUUGAAGCAAGAUCGCCAGAUGCACACGCAGAGGAUGUUGACGCAGAUCGUCGUGCUGCUGCGCCUCGGCCAGUAUAUGAAGUGGAUGUAGAUGUAGAGGAGGAAGAUGCAACUCAUUCGGAUUCGCUCACUGCAAGCGCUGUGCAUACCCCUAUAGUGGUGAACUCGUGGCCAAGACAUUUUGCAGGUGGCCGUUACGAGUGGAAGGACGUGCUUGCCGAUGUAAAGGCACUUGUAAUUGUAUGGAAGACACUUGUGUGAAAGUGAAAAGGCACCUGUCGUGAUGGUAUCAUGGAGGAGACAGCUUCUAAGGUUCACGACAAGAACAUAGGGAGAUGCCAUACUUUACAACGUGUUGUAACUCCUGCACCAGUUUAGUUAACGACAUGAUAAUUCGCAUUCGUAGUACGUCUGUUGUAUGAAGACCGAAGAGAGCUGAGCUGCUAGCUGCCUCUGUCUAUGACGUGAAUAGACUUCGUCAUCGUCGUUGACGUAGACAUCGGCAAGAAAAUGAUCAUAGUGUUCUAAUUUCAGUUCCCUACUCUACGGCAGCCUUAUUCUGGCAUGAAGCGCAUGCACUUGGCAUACCACUGUUUGCUCCUUCUGUAGCACUUCUAUGGCGGUGGCAUCUGAUUCUGCAGAGGGUGGUGCUGCGGAGGCUAGAACGAGCCGACUUCUUCGCAAAGCAGGCCAAAGAAGCGGAGGAACGAAAGGCAGAACAGGUAUGAAGCCAGAAUACAUUAUCAUUGUGCUAGUAGUGCCACAGCUAGUACGGAAGUGGAAAGAGAAAGCUUCAUCUGGAUCUAACUAAUGGUAGUAAUAGCUGCGUCUGCGGCAAUUGUCUUUAUAUUUAUCAGAUAAGAAGUGACUCCUAGUUUAUUAUAAUACUAGGCCUCAAGAAGAAGUGUUAUCAUUCACGCUUCAAAGUUUAGUUGUGAACAUGUCAUAGACGAGUAGUCAAUUUCGAGCGCACGGGGCAGAGGCGCACCGGCACGCGCUGUCUGCUUUAGCUUAGCUUCAUUGAUAGCUGGCUUGAUCUACCUCUCGUGCUGCUGGUUCAUGGUCUCCUCCAGAGAUACUUACCUGGCGUCUCUCUAAUGUGUCUCCAUCUCCAUCUCCAAGCUGUGUGUCUCCAAAUGUGUCUCCAUCUCGAUGUGUCUCCAAAUGUGUCUCCAUCCCCAUCUCCAAGCUGUGUGUCUCCAUCUCCAUCUCCAAUCUGUGUGUCUCCAAAUGCGUCUCCAUCUCCAUCUCCAAUCUGUGUGUCUCCAAAUGUGUCUCCAUCCCCAUCUCCGAUCUGUGUGUCUCCAAAUGUGUCUCCAUCUCCAUCUCCAAUCUGUGUGUCUCCAAAUGUGUCUCCAUCUCCAUCUCGAUGCGUCUCCAUGUGUAUCUCCAUGUGUAUCUCCAUCUCGAUGAAUCAUCUUCUAAUUUAAGAACCUGCAGCAGCAACAACGACCACAGGGAUCGACGGUAAAAAAUCAACGGUUGGAGAGAAGCAUAUGAGCCACUGGGCUCGUAUCGAUACUUCACCACAGAGAGGAGGCGGCGUAGAAGCAAAAGCCUCCGAGGACAUGGCGGCCUAUUCAAGGAGUGUUUUAAGGAUCCUAAAAAUGUCAUAAUAUGUGUAAUUAAAGGACGACACUCUCGACGCAUUCACGGGCACUUUUGUCGUCGCUGAAUCUGUUUCGUCUUGCUGGUAGCUUAGGAUGGCUACUUUUGAGACGCCACGAUGGUAAUAUCGCUUAGAGAUGACCUCAUCAAAGUCGUUGCGUCCGUUGAGAGAUGUUGCACAACUCCAAUCCUCAGAGAUCUUCAUAAUCCACAACACCUCCGAGUCCUACAGCGUGGAUGAGGUGGCCUUCUUCUGCCUCUGAUGUACUACUUAGCUGAUACAAAACGGGUUCUGUACUUGUCAUGAUUGACCAGAGUCUACGGUAGGAAACCUCCGCUAAGCAUGAUGCUGAACGAGCUAUUUUAUUCCUGGCACCCAAGCUACGUGGGUAAUCAGAAGCAAGAAUUUGGAGCCCAAGAAUCCAUCCUAGCUUCACGUGGCCUGUUGUGGCGAUCGCAGGAGGACAAAUCUGAAGAUCCUUACGGCUAACGUCGAAGUGACUGAAGGUGAAUCUAAUAAAUAGAUGAGUCAGUUCGACUCAUCAUCUAUUACAGAUUCACCCAAAUUGAAAUUCAGUUUGAGUCGAGUCAGAAGUGGACUUUUUAUUAUUCUUUACCGGGACGACAGGACUUGGAGUCAGUGGGUUGUACUACUUAGAAGUGAGUUGUAAUUUUUUGAAGAAAGAUUAGCCAGAGGACACUGGUCACCUGGGUACUAGAAGUGAGUUGUAAUUUUUUGAAGAAACAUUAGCCAGAGGACCACACUAGUGGUGACGUUCACCUCGUCUUCUAAGCUACUGGUGACGUCGAGGGCCAGCAGCUGCCGGAAGAAAUUGUUGAGAACGAGCCAGAAGAGGUUACUGUCCAUGCAGGCGUAGACUUUUUGAACGGCACGGCAGCCGAAAACAGCAGAAUAGAUGAAGAAAUCGAUGUAACUGAUGCGAAGGAAAAGGAGAUCACCGUCGACGACAUAGAAGAUCCAUCAGGAAAUCUCAAAAAAAACGACAACCUACCUCCAGCAGCUCUUUCUGCUAUCUCAGCGUUCGAGGAACAGGCGGAGCAGUGGAUGUUCGACUCUACUACAAUUGGCCACUUUGACGUACCUUUUGUCGAUGAAAAGCAUGGCCUUUUUGCGUCAGAGUUAAGAGAUCGCCUUUUUCUGGCAUAGAGAUUCAUUUUGAGAAAACGCUCGAAGUAGAUGAACUUCUGUUCGCUCGUGCUUCUCAAAUAGAACUUCCUACUAAGAAAGUACUAUCCAAUCCUUUGACCACUGCUCGAUCAGCCUUCUAAACCGCACGCGCCAACUCCGCGCGAAUCCUUCUUCGAGGUGUCGACGAUUUUGUCCUAAGGGUGCUGCUUACUCUCCGUUCCGAAUGUUCGAGAGUAAGAGGGCUUUCUUCUACUGGGCAUCUAAGCUAGAUUUUUCUAAGGCAAGAAGGCAGUCUGUCACUCUAGGAGCCUCGUCAUCUUUACUAAGUAAUCUCUAGUGAUUAAAAGCAUCUCCGUCACUGUAGGAGUCUCGUCAUCAAUUUGCCCGGGGGAGUGUGAGUAAUGCUAUUACUAGUCAUCUUUACUCAGCACUCAAUUUACCCGGGAGAGUGUGAGUAAUGCUAUUACUAGUCAUCUUUACUCAGCACUCAAUUUACCCGGGGGAGUGUGAGUAAUACUAUUACUAGUCAAGUAGCUCAAAGCCUGGCCCUGCGAAGGUGAUCAGUGACCCCAUUGGGGUCACUGUCGGAGUGUCAUGAGUGGAGUCGUGCCAUAUUGGGGCACGCUCCUACUUUCUCAAGUCUCUCCAGUUUCUUACUAUUAUCCUCGUCGCUCUCGUUCUCGUUAGGCGAACAGAGUAAAGCUACUCGCUAAGAGAUGGCGGACUUUGUCGCCAUACCAGGCGGAUAAUUCUCCCACGUUCAAACUUCAAGGGAAUUUCAUUUACAAUAAGGGGUAGAAGGGGGACCAUAGAAUAAAAUAAGGGAAUUCAUCAAAAUGUUUCACACGCACUCAGACACGGAUGCUAGUACUUGAUUGACUGAGUUGAUAGUAUUUGUAUAUGGUGGUCGCAACUAUUACAUUUCAACUAGUACAAAAAAAUUUCGGGGAAACUAGAACUUAACCCAAGAACUCAGUCGUGUUUCAAGUGCCGGGACAGCCAUGGGCAAUUGGAGCCUGCUGCAGUGGACCUGAAUGAAGGAACAAUUUGAUAUUGAUGAAAUGGCUCAUUUGAUUUGAUGUAAAUAAGUAUGUUGAUUUCUAGUUAAGGAGGAGGAGAGGAAAUCCGGAAUCUGCUGCUGCUAGGUGCGUGGCUUGGGGUCGGAACGCUUCGAGGACCAGCCGGACGAGGCCAAUUUUAAGGCUAAUCUAAAGGAAAUACACACAUAGAACCACACGAAUCAGCCUACUAAUAGCUCAAGAACUCGCUUCAAAUAAACCCUAAAGAUCCUAGUAGAAAAUGAGGAAGGUCCAAAGGAGAUCAUCACUGGGAAUUGAGUAGAACCAAUAGAAAUAAAUCAACUUCACAUGAAUCAAAUCGCCAGCCUUUCACUUCGUAGAACGAUCGAGCCAAUUUCACUCAUGCUAUGGACCCAGCGAUUACGAUUCGAAGACGAUAGCAACAUCAACAUCCAACUUCAGCAGGAUUCUUAUGGGCAGAAGAACUAGGAACCAUUUAAUUUAGUCUAAUUUUUUCAGUGAUCAACAUGGGCGCUGAACCUAAGAAGAUAGAGGCGCGCUGCCUUGACCUACUUGGGGAACAUCUAGGACCGUUCUUUUCAAUUCAACGAGGUCACGAGUCGACCGCUGACCUUUUCAAUCAAUGGAAAGGGAAAAAUAGCUAUAACAACCACAAUGGAGGCCGGUGGCUACCUAUCCAGCUAAAGGGCUGCACCCGACGCACCGCUUCCUGGGAGAGGAAGGUAAGGUUUGUCAUCAACCAACGCAAAGACGCCCUGCACGGGUGCGUGCUUCUCGGCGUUAGUCUUGAAGAAGAUGCGGGCAUCUUCUGCCACCUAGUACACCGGGCGGCCAACUACAGUAGUUACGAUAUGAAUGCAGACGCUUUUAACUUUGAAUGGGCCGACGUCAUCCCUGAAUUAAAGAAGCUGUGGAUGGAUGGCCCAGGCAUGCAGUCCUUCUCCCUCGCCGAGAGCUUCGCCUAUAGUGGCAGCAAACUCUUGGAGAAUACAGCCCGGACACGGUUUCGACGAGAACUAGAGGGCUCCGGGCUGCUGUAUGAAACGCCCGAUACAGAAUUCGGGUCCAUCGACGGAUACCUGGCCCACACGAACUACCCACAUCGAUACCGUGUCCAAGAGAAAGUGCUCACGGUUCGCCACUCAAGAGGCCGGCCGCUGUGCCUCCGCGUUCUUCUUCGAAGGUACUGCUUUUACAGUUAUCAAAUCAGCAUCAGUUUCUGGGAGUUUCUAGCUGCGUCUCCACUUCAUUCUCGAGCAUCCACCACACCAACAAAACCAAGGUCCUCCGGGGUGAAUUACGAGGAAAACGACGCCGACUUCUUGCUUUUACAUGCCCGAGAAAACAUCGAAAACGACCACGCAUUCGAGCUCGCGGGAAGUGCUCUCAUCCCCUUUCCAGUGCUGAGCAAGUUGGGCUAUCUUCACAAGAGCGACAGGAACGAGCAGCAUCUUCAUUUUUAACAAUCGUCUUGCGAUAGAACAAAGAACUUCUUACUUCAAACUUCAAAACAAAUGCCAACCAUACACCCCCCUACAUAACCAACCCACAGAGCGCGCGGACGCUCCUCUUUAUCGCUCUACCCCGAUGGAGUUCCCGGCGUGCUGAAUCCAAGGCUGAGCGAAUUGGAGGGCUUCUUCUGCCACUGUGGGCCCAAUUUUCAUAGUGGUCUUCUCAAGAUCGUUAAGGACAACGCGAUAGAGAUAGGCGAGCCAGCUGCAUCUUCCUCAAAUGUGGAGUCUUCCUGUGUGAUUCAGUAGAGGCAAUUGCUGUUUUGAAGAAUAAAGUGGGGGAUUCUAUACAAGUAGAGCCAUCGACGUGAGUAGCAACAUGGAACAGCCAAAAACUAUGCAAAAACCUAUUAGAAGAACUUAGAUGAACAUACUGCAAAAAAGACUGGAACCGCGGGGGGAUUAGUUAUGGACUAGAAGAGCAAGACUCGCGAAGUCAUGGAUGCACAUCAUGCGACGAGAAUUUGACGUAAAGCAGGCGUGAUUAGUCUUAAAUUCUAUACAAAAUAAAUGAUUAGGGUUGUUGUGUAAUUUUAUUUACUAAUACUAAAUAAACUAGAAACAGGAGGUGAAUCGUUUAUGAUAAUUGAUGGCGUGUAGUACUCUAAAAGAUCGAAACUAGAUGAGUGGAUCAAUGGAAUUCAUAUGGAAGCUACUGCUUUUCAAAUAAUCAAGAACAAGACCAAAAGCAGGGAGUGGUUUCUUCAAAUGAACAUCAUCAAAAAAUCUGACUCACAACUUGAUAAUCAAAGUAGUAUGCUGCACUGAAAAAGAUGACUUCAACUUCAAGGAGAUGCUUCAACUUGGACACAUAUGAAAACUAUGAAAUAGCGCGAGAGUUUCGUACUUGGAAAACGAUGAGAAGCAUGAACAUAUUUUCUGUGCAUUUUAUCUAUUCACCCAAAGACUCCUCCCCAUAAAGCUCAUUGAACUUGUCAAGUUCCUCCUGCUCAGAGUCCUCUUCUUCAUCUACUAGAUGGCGGACAUGUUUCAGCUGCAGCUGCUGUGCAUUUUGGAGACCAUACUCCAGGAUCACAGCCGGAUAGAGGCAAUCGAUGAUGUUCUUCUUGAUGUCCCCGAUGAUGUCCGUCUCCGGCGCUAUCUUCGCCACCUCUGGCGCAUGGCCUUUCGGCCAAUGCAACCGCAAAGUAUCGAGAUUGCCGCCUUGGGCGUUCCUGUGCGAACGCACUUCAGCGACGACGCGAGAAGGUUGCUCUGCGAUGCUCCAUAUUUCAUACACGUACUUGGCUGGUUCCCGCGUGUUGCCAUCCACCCUGCGCUUUGGGGCUGCUUUCGGUUUUGCCAGUGCAGUACUAGAUGAUGCGGCGUUCUUCAUCUUGCGCUUCUUACUGGUAUGCUUCACUUCUUCAUGCAAUCCGCUCUCCACAGCGUCGACCGCGACGACCCGAUUGGCCUUGCGUUUGAUACUCGCUGCAAGGGCAGCAUCUGCUUCGCCAAUGGUCAUCCGCUUGAAGAGUUGGUGCAUGAUGUCCGCCGGCACGUUGUCGAAGUCAGUAUCUACUAGACCAUGCUGCUGCAUGAACGGCGCGACAGACGCAACUCGAGCGGCAUGCGGCACCGUCUUGUACAACGCGGCAAAGGAAGCACUCGAACUGCACCACGAUGGAUUCUACAACUCGAUGAAGAGACCUGCAGCGCCACCAAUUCCGACCUGAUAUCCACCAUCAUAAACGUCGAAGAAGCACAAGAGACCACAGCCGAACUUCGUAUCCUGCUGCGUACUCGGCCAAGUCAACCUAUUUGCAACAUGAUGUAGAUCGACGGUCAUGAUGUAGCCGCUGUAGUGCCUGUGGAUUGAGUAGUACUUGUUCUGUUUUCGAAUGAUAACAAAUCCCUUCUCCUUCAACUUCGCAUCGACGAGUUUCAGGCUGGCCAGCUGCUUGCUGAUCAUCUCGUAGAACCGGAGCUGCGCCGACGUGACAAUUGCACCACGCUCCAAAAUCACCAACGCCUCUACACCACGAAACCCGAGAUGCUCUGCUUUUACUGUGGCCGUGUCCUCCUUGAGUAAAUCGACGAGGUCAACAAGACAGGCCUCAACACGCUGGCGCGGGUAAUCCGUCAGGUGCUCCAGUCCACGUUUGAACUUGUCGAACCACCCGGUCAAAAAAGCACUCUCGGAUGUAGCACCUGCGCGCUGUUGCUCCUCUACCAGAGCGACAUCGGACCGCAAUCGCUCCUGCGAUAGACCAAGCGAAGCGAUCUCAUUUGCCUUUUCCUCAACGGUGUGAGGAAGCAGGAUAGGCGUCUUGUACUUUGAUGCAGCGGCGAUACAUGGGUAACGUGGGUGCUGCCUGCGAGUCUGCUGCACCUGCUUCGAAGCCCCACUGUGCAAAGCGGAGCAGUUUGUCUUAUCCUGCACCCGCCUCUCCUUGAACCUCCUCUCGAUAUCGGACUCGGUGAUGGGAUAGCUGCGGUUGCUAUGCGUUACUGCUGUCUUCAAUUCCUGCAUCUUGUUCUCCUUGAGGCACCGCGUCAUGCGUUUCGUGUGGUACGACAGAGGGAAGCUCCAGCAAGUAGCCAGACGAGGUAACGACACAGCCGGAACCUCAACGCGACCGUGGAUGAACGACUCCCAAAGACCAUGCUGCGGGUCUGCGGUAUCGAAGAAGUAGCAGUUGAUGACCCUGCCGACCAAGGUCAGUGCUGCAGCAGCAUGCGAUGCGGAUUUUCUGCCUGCUUGAAAAGCGUCCGCAGCCAAAAUGCGCCAAAUACGAUCGCGAUUCGCAGCAAGCAAAUCCUGAACGUCAGGCGCUGAGAAGGCGUCAUCCGCAAGCAAAUGGUCACCGAGGAAUUUACGUGCGGAAGCCAAAAUCGCAGGGUCAUCAAGACAAGCAGACGAAGCGUGCGCAGUGUUCAGCUUUUCCAACAGCAGGAAGUAAUCGUAAUGGCCUUGACUGACGUCGAGCUGCGCACGAAGGUCUUCCAUCUUCGUCUCCUCUAGCAGCGUGCACAUGUCCUCGACGUUGCCGCAGAACAGUUUCUUACUCUUCUUGGCUGCUUCGGAGUCCUCCGUAUCGAUGUCGAGCAUAUUCAUCGUCUCAUCUGCUUCGUCAUCACUCGCAGCCCGACCUGCAGGACGUCCACGACGAGGGGCAGCAGCGACUGCUCGACCCGUCACCGCCUUCAAAACGUAGAGGACUUUGUAGCGGUCCUUCAAAAACAUGUCGCAAGUCGUCGUGUCACGGAAGAAACGGGCGUUGGUCCCGUGAUAGAGCUCUACACCUGAGAGCAUGUUUUAAGAGCUGUUUUGGGGUCUGUAUUAGUUGACACUUUUAAUACCCUCACUCCACCAUGCGCUACUGCUAGAAUUCAGAGACCUACCAGAAUCGAGGAGUUUUAGGGGGGUCCUCUUGGGGUCAGAAUGCAUUCUAAGUCGUCAAUUUCUAGUCCUGUUAAGGUUCGUUUCUACAUAGAUCCAAUGUCUCAAACACCAGUAGAAUCCUAGAUAUUCAGCUGCAUCCUAACAUGAGAAAACAGAAUAGUUAUCAAGUACGUUUUUCCAGAGCUUCCUCGAGGGUAGCUUUGUUUUGCUCGUUGAUAAGCUCAGGCCCAUACGCUCGAGCCGCUAUCUGAGCACCAGCACGUGCUUCGUCUAGAAGAGACUCCCACGUCUUGAAGAAGUCUCCCUGAUUCUCCUUGCUGCUCCGAGGGCCACACAAGUAGCUGCGCCAGCCCGAGGAGAGCUCCGCGGCGCCCUUCGUGAGGCCCUUACAGUUGUUGGACAAUCUGUGAUCCACACCGAAACGGAAUGUGCCAGGGUAAAGCUGCCCAACCAACUGGCCAAAACGGCACUCCGAACUGCCCUGAUCCGGUAGCACGUUGAUGUUGAAUGCGUUGCCGCCCGGACUGAGGCAAUCGGUGUCAACCUGCUCCCAAGAAGUGUCGCGGUUGCACUUCAGCUUCGCCAUAGAAUCGACCCCGAAAAUCAUCGUGGUAUAGUAGAGGAAUGCCACACCACUAAAGACCGUCGCGUCAAGGUUCUCUCUGCGCUUCAGGCAGUUUUUCCGGGCGUUGGAUAGUGGUAGUGGGACGAAGUGCAACUCGUCGUAGCUGCUCUCAACGUCCUCUCCCGGGAGACCCAUUGAAACGUCAUCGAGGAAAAAUCCCUGCAGGGGGAAGGGCGGGGAAAUGAGUCAGGGAAAGGAUGGAAUCUCAUCGAAGUUGAAACUGAGGAAGCAGUAGACUCAAUACUUGAAGUAGUCAGAAGCACAACAAGAAGAGACACUACUUAAAUCAUGAAGCUCUUCGAGGAAGUUCUACUCUUUGCAACGGCGAGAAGAUCUAAAACCAUGAGGACAUAACAGGGUGGAGGUCCGGUCUAAAAAGUGACUACGUUCAUCGCGAACGUAUGGUUUUUGCGCACCGCACUGUAGUCGUAGCAUAGAGUUAGCUGGCCGGUCGAACUGCCUAAAGGCAUAUGAAACGCGCCUGCUGUUAACCUCGCCCCAAGAUUGGAAAAAUUUCGCAUCUGCAGACGAAGAUAGAGCAUGUUCCUCAUGAUAACCCGCAGCGCAAGUUGCUGGCAGAGGUGCGUUUUGGAUGGAUUUCUUUAAGGUAUCUUUAUGGUAAGAAAGAGAGAAUCUAUAGUAGUGCUUGACGCGCUUAUAAUCCACUAGAGCAGAAGUCUGAAAAAUCUAUUAUAGGAGAAUAUAAAAAGAGAAGAUCGCGACCCUUAUCCUAAAUCCAACACUUGUAGAAGUAACCGAGGUAGCACCUGCUCUCGUUUUAGCUGUUCCUUUGGAUUACGCUUCCGGUUCAUAUUAUGGAGCUGCUGAGCCCAAUCCUCAAUGCGUUGGCCGACUGCCUCAGCAGUAUUCAAAUCGAGGCCAUCGAGCAGAUGUUUGAAACUGCACGCGGAAAUAAUUUGAAUAAACGCUGCUCCAUCAUCUGCUUUCAUCCAGGCGAGAAUGUAAGCCUGUAACGAAGGUAAAAGCAAGGGAUUGAUAGAAGGACUCUUAUGGUGGUUGAGUUGGAGAUGAGUUCGUGGGAAGUCAUCUACAGAAACCAACUUCCUAAGGUCAAAACAGGAGGGGAGAUCCUCGAAAAGCCUUACAGUUCGAAGAUGCGCAAGUUCACUCAGAGCCACGCUACAACUACUACAGCAGCUGACUCCUCAACUUCAACGAGAAGACUCUUAGAAAUGCUACCAAGUCAGCUGCACUGCCCGAGGUCUUAAAACGAUCGAGAUGCACAUGAUACAGGUCGCGCAACGUGAUGUGCAAAGAGGACAAGGCCCGAUGAUAAUUCGAACUCUUCAAGGUGAUCAGGCUCUUGAAGAAGAAGACCAUCUGCCCCGAAUUAUCGUCCAGGUAGGGACAGUCCCAGUUCUUCACUUUCGACUUAGGUUGCCGCAAAGAUGCAAGGUCACGAGCAGCUUGCUCUUGGUCGGCUGGAAACUCGUCGGCCAUUGCGUUAUUUUGAGUUCGAAACAAGGAGCAGCAAGAAGCUAUGUAGAUGCUGCUGCUGAAAAGCGAGCUGCAGGAGCAGACUCUUCUAUCGGCUGUCAGGUAGAGGCUGAAAUGAAUCUCCAGAAGCAUGCACCGAAGCAAGUGCAAAGAAGGAGCGGUUUGCAGAUGAUCAUCAUGCAGCAUAGCGAGCCCGUUUGAUAAGCACUUCUACGGUUCCUGGUGCAUUGAGAGAUGUUCACACGAUGAGGCUGCAGUUGUUGGUCGAACAUCCACAGGCUGGCACUCUCCUCACAAGUGUGCUGAGGCUGCGUUAUGUUGUCCUUGGCCGAAGCUCUAUCAAGAGUCUGACUACGACCAUGCACAAGGAGAUCCACACGAAGUGGUCUCUGUGCUGGCGACGAGCAGCCAGCUAUUCAGCAACAUCACCAAGUUCAGUCCGCUCCAAGCAUAAGAAUGAAGUUGACACACACCGAGCUUAAUUACCUACCAGCUAGCAAACUCCAUGCCACCUUAAUAAGGACUCUACUUCUAGAAGAAUUAAACAACAACCAUCAGAAAAUGACUAAAAAGGACUAGCUGAUGUGAAAACUCAAGCUAGAAUAUAACAAGGUGAGGCAACUCCAACGCAAGCGCUGGAAGCUGCUGUUACCACCUUAAAGAACCGCUAAUAUGACGAAACCAUAAGCCUAUAGACACAUCCGACCAUGUUUAUUAGAGUUGAGCGACUAUCUCUAAUGUACCACAACCUUCCAAAAGUGAAAAAAUAUUGCACUUAUGCAUCAGAUUUUUGACUGUGUCUACAAGCCCGCCCCCCUCAUCAUCUCCUCAACCCCUUAGUUCUUCUUCUUGGCGGCCGCCUUCAUCGGCGCCUUCUUUGCCUUCGGGCUUUCAACAGCCUUCUGGCGCUUCGUCUGUGGCUCAGAGUCUCCUCCGUCCGUAGUGGUGGCGUGGCCCUGCUCGGUCGAGGAGUGGUUGAGGGCGACGUUGUUGGCGGAGCUGCUGGACGAAGAAGAAGAUCCACGAACAUCUGGAAAGGGAAUUGCGCCCACGGAUUGGGACUGGUCCAUGAGAGCGAGCGGUCCGGGUGGAGCAGGCAGCGCAAGCAGGUUCGUCGACUGUGAUGUUUGGUGAAGCGAGAAUUACGAGGAGCAUGCCUAUACUUCAAGCUGAGUACGAAGAAAUUCUUGCUAUGAAAAUGGAGUUCGUCACAAUUCUAAAAAAUCUAAAUAUUAAAACCUGCAUUCCGAACGACGAGGGACCGGCGUUAGACUGCGCAGCAGCGACCGCCUGCAUUUCACGGCGGCACUCAUAAGAGACCACCUUCUGCACGCAGGACUGAAUGUCAGGCAUGCUCUGGUACACCUGCUGCAGCUUGAAUAACGGCACCUGGUUCUUGAGGAAGGAGGCCAAGGUCUUCAGACUGUAGUGCCCAUCUUUCCCGCACACCGUGAUGGGCAAGUUGUAGCCGACGUCGACCAUCAUCAAGAACCACUUCCACAUGGAAACAUGUACGACCUUGGUGCAGGCGUUCAGGUACGAGACCUCGCACACAGUGGCCAUGAUCAUGCAGAUCUGCACCAGGGUAAGCUGUCCGAUAGCUGUAGGGAGGUUUGGAGUUGUAGAUUAGGCCUAUGGUUUUUGAGUGUGAAGUUCUGAAGUUGGAAGGUAGAUAAAAGAUAGUGCUUUUUUUAGUAUCCUCGGCCAGAUAUCAGUAUAGUGACAUAGAUAGAAUUUCUUCAAGUGAAUCCUUGAAAGGAUGAGAUUCCAGCUACUCGGUGACUAGAUAAAGAGGCAAGCACAAAGUGGAAAAUACUAUGAAUCUGCUCGAAGCUGCGGCUCGACAGCUGCGACAAAGGCGUGUAACCCACACGAUGGGCCUUAAGGUCUUCCAUACGGUCAUCGAUGACCUGGCGGCGUGCUGCUAGUUCAACCUCAUUGCAACUGUUGCAGUCUUUUUUGAAUUCCGCCAUGGACAUUCCGGGCACUUUAGGCAUCUUGAGUCAAGGAAAGCUCAAAAGAGCCAGAAAGAAAGUGAGUUAGUUGGUCCCUCGUCGUUCAACCUAAAACCCCCAUCGAAUUCCAUGCAGAUGAUUUGAUAUCUACUUUACUUACUUCCAAAGUUAAGACAAGGAAUAGUCUAGGCCUUUUUCAGUCGUUUUUUUCUAAAUAUUCUAAGCCUUUUACGUUUUCACAUCAGGAGCGUGUCCUAGCCUUUUUGGUAUAGUCCAUUUUCAAGAUUCUACCUAAAGUGUAAGCCUUUCUCUCACUAAUCUUCUCUCACUUUUCUCUCCUUGCUCUCUAAUGCUUCGUCAUGCAACAGGAGGACACGCCACAAAAAUGCACAACCAAUCUCCCCGGAGUACUGGUUGAAUCAGACGCAGUUCUUAUGGUUUCGAUUUUCUUCUUUACCGGUAGAAUCUCGUCGCGUUUCACAUUGAGAAACGUGCUCAAGGGUCUCUUUCAUCUCGUCGUAAAUUCAUCCUUCAAAUGCUACUACUUAUAGUUCAAAGUCCUCUAACAUGCUCUCCAGACCCGCCAGUUUCUCGGCCUCUAAGACCACACUGUUCCAAGGGUUCAGCUUGUUCCGACCCCAAGCCACGCGACUUCGAACCGACUGCUGCCUCUGCUCCUCUCCUCCUCCAUAAAUUACUCAAUAAAUCACCUAGUCAACUACUCAGUUUCAUCCUACUCAAAUCAUAAUCCCUAAAACAAAUAUAAUACCAGGUCCACCGCUGCUGCUCCAUCGAUUCGCAAUUCCACUUGGGUGCUUCACGCCCCAACCUUAAGCCCAUGAGUACUGGCUUCCCCGAAAUUUUUUUGUACUAGUUGAAAUGUAAUAGUUGCGACCGCCAUAUUGUACUAAUGUAAAGUAGAAGUACUUCUAGUUGAUAAACUUAUAAACUUUCAAGAACUUGGUCUACAAGAACUACUGCUGUGAUGUUAUCAUCAGCCAGGUAUCUGACACCUAGCCUUGCUCUACAACUACAACAACAUCUAAUUUCCAUCAUUUCGGGCCACACAUAGUGCGAUUUGAUAAUGUAACCGAUCUGGCCCGCAAGGUGUCCGACCAUCGUCUCCUCGAAUGGAUGCGCAAAACGCAGGAACGCACUGUGGAAAAACAAAAUUUAUGACCAGACUCGAAUUCGAUUUCGAAGCCUAGGUCAUGAAUGUAUACGAUUUUUAUAUGAACAAGUACUUCUAGUAGAUGUACGUAACUCAGGAGCAAGAUUUUUAAAGUCGAUGUGGAUACUAGUACUACAAAGUCUCUUAAUAGUAAUUCGUUACUACUUAAUGUACACUUCUCGACACUCACACGACUAUGAUGAGUAGUACGUCAGCUGCUGCAUGAUGAGUAGUACGUUGGCUGCUGCAUGAUGAGUAGUACGUUAGUUGCUGCGUGAUGAGUAGUACGUUAGUUGCUGCAUGAUGAGUAGUACGUUAGUUGCUGCAUGAUGAGUGUUAGUGCACGUCAGCACUAUGAAAAAAAUCGAAAAAACUAAUCCUAGUAUUGAGGGAGAGGGUUGGAAGUUGACAUCUUCUCUAUGCGCAUCUCUAUCCCUUCUUCAAGUAGGAAGGCCAUAGAUGUGCGAGCUAGAGGCGCCAACUUUCGCCCCCUAAUAGUAGAUGCAGUUAUCACAUGACGCCCUCCCUGUUUCCCUUCUCCGAUUUUCUUCAUAAGCACGCAUAUCACAGCGGGUUUUUGGAGCUGCGAUUGAUCAUGCGACUUCCGAGAUGAAUUGAGGGGGAGAAGAAGGAGAAUGGCGUGGAGAUAACAGUUGUAGAGGAAAAAAGAGAAAGAGAAGUGCUCUGAAAUUGUAAUCGAAUUGAAGCACACGGACAGGAAUAAUUUAUUUGGGUUUCAGUCACGACAGUCAUGAUUAGAAGAUUGGUUUAUUCACUCUAAUUAUAAAAGAAACAGUCUAAUAAAUAUGUCUUGUUGUUGUGUCACUACUAGAGUCAGACUCUCCGGCGAUUGCGGAUCAUCGGUCAAUUUGAAUCGUCGUCCUGAAUCG
This is a messenger RNA of Amoebophrya sp. A25, 19412 nucleotides long. Lineage: Eukaryota; Dinophyceae; Syndiniales; Amoebophryaceae. The record is from the annotation of a GenBank genome assembly.